AUGGCCGACCCAUCUGCCGUUGCCGAAGAGCACAUCUCCCUCCCGACCGCCGACCUGGUCAAAAUCCACGAUCAUAUUUCACUGUUGCCGCCGCUGUCUCGGAAGAGCCACGGGCCAGGACUUGUCCUCGUGCUGCCGACGAAUGCGCCACGCUACACGAAUGGCGGCGUUGUUUGCGAGGAUGGCAUCCCACCUCCACUGCUAAAGUGGGCGGAAGAAGGAUUUGCGGUGGUGGAGGUUCGAGGAGAAGAAUUCACUCAGGGCUCAACAACGACAGCGACGGAGAUCCUCGAAAAAGCUGUCGCUGCGCUUGAGGAGUGUGAGAAGUGCGAUGUGAACGAUGGAAUUGGGAUCGUCGUCUACGACACCGCUCUCUGGAAUGAGUUUGCCCGCAGUGCAGCUAUCGGGCCCAAGAUUGCGGCGGCUGUCAUCUACGGCACGGCGGGGGACUUGGUCACUCCAGUCGCGAUACCCAGACUCUGUCAUUUCGCUGGACAUGAAAAGCCAGGUUCGCACCCAGAGGCCAAGAUAUACACCUACCCGACGGCCAAGUCGCCCAAGUUCGUGAUACCAGGGCAGCUGGAAUUCGAUGGCACCCAGGAAGCCGUCGCGCACACUCGAAACCUCACGUUCCUGAAGAAGUACAUCCGCGGCUUGGACUUUGACCUGGAAGCCAUCUGGGAGGAGCACACGUACUUUGAAUUUGCGGAGCGCUCGGUACCCAAGACCAUGGAAACUAUGGUGCAAGAGCCCUAUGUCAACCAUAUCACCACGAUGACCGGUGGCAUCGGUAGAACAAGCCUGACAAACUUUUACCGCAACCACUUCAUCCCCAAGAACCCCAAAGACAUGGAGCUCCUGCUCGUGAGUCGGACCAUCGGCAUCGAUCGCGUCUGUGACGAGUUUGUUGCCAAGUUUACGCACGACAUGGAAAUCGACUGGUUAGCCCCCGGCAUCCCGCCCACGGGACGAAAAGUCGAGCUCCCCUGCACAUCUGUCGUCUGCGUGCGCGGCGACCGCCUCUACCACGAACACAUCGCGUGGGACCAGGCCUCGCUGCUGAUCCAGCUGGGCCUCAUGCCCGAAUACCUCCCGUACCCGUAUGCGCUCCCGGACGGCUCGAAACCGGCACCGGGCAAAAAGUUCGAGUACCGCGUGCCCGCGGCCGGCGUGGAGACGUCGGUCAAGAUGCUCGACAAGAACGGAAUCCCGUCGAAUGGAAUGUUUGCAUACAAGGUCCGAGAGGUCGACGCUUAA
Molecule: messenger RNA, 1257 nt
Organism: Fonsecaea nubica
Lineage: Eukaryota; Fungi; Ascomycota; Eurotiomycetes; Chaetothyriales; Herpotrichiellaceae
Exons: 4
Coding region: 1-1257 (418 amino acids)
Biological process (GO): polyketide metabolic process
Source: RefSeq, a predicted model, not a curated record